Messenger RNA from Emiliania huxleyi CCMP1516, 865 nucleotides. RefSeq lists its product as hypothetical. Gene Ontology annotation, biological process: protein deubiquitination. The transcript has 3 exons. NCBI's taxonomy places the organism in Eukaryota, Haptophyta, Isochrysidales, Noelaerhabdaceae. The annotation marks the transcript as partial. Gene Ontology annotation, cellular component: cytosol; nucleus. The record is from RefSeq and is a predicted model, not a curated record. Gene Ontology annotation, molecular function: cysteine-type deubiquitinase activity; cysteine-type endopeptidase activity.
GGACCGCUUGACACCUGACCAGCCGAUUAGCGCAGCAGACGUGGCGUCUGUCUACCUCCGCCCGCCAUCGUCCGGCGCAAAGCGCCAGAAGCAGGCGUCGCCUCUUGAUCUCGGCCCAAUUCUAACUGCAGCCAAGCGGCUGGCCAAGUCGGAGGAGACGGCAACGCGCAAGGCGCUCGGUGCAAACCCCAACGACGAGCUGCGCCCAGACGGACAGAGGACUGGGCUGCGCAACCUGGGCGCGACCUGCUACAUGAACUCGCUCGUCCAGAGCCUCUUCAUGACGCACGCCUUCCGGGCCGGCAUCUACUCUUGGAGCAGCACUGCAGCUGCAGAGGCGGACGGCGAGGCAGCCUCGGCCGCGCAGCCGGCCGCGGCGAUCGCUGACAACGUCUGCUUCGAGCUGCAGCGGCUCUUUGUGGCUCUGCACCAUUCCGAGGCCACGUCGUACGACCCCACUGCGCUGACGGACGCGCUCUCGCUCGACACGAGCGUGCAGCAGGACGCGCAGGAGUUCAACAAGCUGCUGCUCUCUCUGAUCGAGACGCACCUGCGCCGCUCGCCCGAGCCCGCGCUGCAGUCCCUCGUCCAAAGCACCUUCCGAGGCGAGUCGUGCUACCGCACCGUCUGCGCGCGCUGCGAGCGGCCCUUCGCCUCCUCGGCGACGCGCCACCCCCUCUACGAGCUCGAGCUCCGCCUCAAGCCGAGCGGCGGCACGGCGCUGCAGGAGAGCCUGCUCGAGUACGUCUGCAAGGAGGAGCUCGAGGGGGUCGAGUGCGGCCACUGCUCCUCCAGGCAGAAUGCGACACGCAACAUCUGCCUCGCCUCCCUCCCUCCCGUCCUGUCGCUGCAGCUGCUCCGCUUC